Molecule: messenger RNA, 1135 nt
Organism: Pyrus x bretschneideri (Chinese white pear)
Lineage: Eukaryota; Viridiplantae; Streptophyta; Magnoliopsida; Rosales; Rosaceae
Product: pectinesterase inhibitor 10
Biological process (GO): negative regulation of catalytic activity
Molecular function (GO): enzyme inhibitor activity
Source: RefSeq, a predicted model, not a curated record
GCGCGCGUGUGUGUGUAUGUUUUUUUUUUUUUUUUUUUGUUUUUUUGAAUACGGAUUAGUACAAUAAGUUUAUUGCAACUCAAUACUGUUAGAUGCAGAUGAAGUUUUAUUUAAAUUCAAUGUCAUGUAAUGCUACCGUCCUCGAAUAAUUUGCAGUGGAAUCGGUCUUUAAUAAUUCCUCUCGGCCCUUGAUGGCAUUGACUAACUGUUCCUGGUUUGAUUCUUAUGAUCUGAGGGAGUGGAUUUAGCAGUGGUGCUGCUAGGAUCUCUCUCUCUCUCUCUCUCUCUCUCUCUCUCUCUCUGUACUCUUCUCUUUACAAAAUUCCCCUAUCAACUCAAACCAAAAAGGAACAGGAGAGGGAGAGAAAUGGAAGGUUAUCUUCUGCAUGCAGUAGUGGCUCUGUCCAUUCUCCAAUUAUUCAACUCUAGCACAGCCAUCGGAUUAUUUCCUCCGACAGAAACAAACACCGACUACAUAAAAACAUCAUGCAAAGUCACAAUGUAUCCUAGGUUGUGCUACAACUCCCUCUCAAUCUACGCGGGCAAAAUCCAGACCAACCCAAAAGAACUAGUUCAUACCUCCCUCAAUGUCACCCUUGCGUUCACCCGCAUGAAAAGACCAUUGAAAGUCUACAGUUUGAACCACAAUGCAUCUGCAGCAUUGGUUGACUGCGCGGAGGAGCUUGGUGACGCAGUCGAGAUGCUCCAACAGUCGAUAGAAGAACUGGGUCGUGUAGAUGGAGCCUCCAGCUCCAGGCUUCAGUUGAGUAAUAUCCAAACCUGGGUUAGUGCCGCAUUGAUGAACGAGGAUACCUGCGUGGAUGGCUUUGCCAAUCUUCCUUUGAAUGGCAAAGUGGAAACUACUGCUCACAGGCACGUAACAAAAGCUGCGCAUCUGACAAUCAAUGCCUUGGCACUCGUCAAUGCCUAUGCCUCAGCUAAAACUGCCUCGCCUUAGAUCAAACAAUGACAAGGGCAUGCCAAUAAAUAGAAAUUAACUGCUGUGUUCUAUUAAUAAUUCAUAUGAAUACUGUAGAAUUUUAAUAAAUAAAACCUGAAAUGACGUCAAUGGUAACAGAUUUUUACCAACAAUCGAAUUCUUUACAACUAUUCAACCAUGGUAUGUCGGAAAACA